AUGAGUCAACUGGCUCUGGCGACUCCAGCUCAGCUGAGUCCAAAGGUCUGCUCAGCAUUUCCAGUGCCACCGCCAACACCCCUGCGGUCUGAGGACGCAGAGCCCCACCCCGGGGAGCCGGCCACACCGCCUCUGCUCGGGCACGGUGCACUGGGGUCUCCGGGAAGUAGAGGAGUGAAACCAGAAAAGCUAAGCCUUAUACUGUCAACUCGCAGGAGCAGGGAGAACAGCCACUGUUGCAGCCAGGGAACCUGGAAGGCUUGGAUCCUGAAACUAGGAGACCUCAGGUGUCUGAGGCUGCAGGCCCUGGAAGCUGGGGGAGGCACAGGGGAAGAACUCCUGCUUGAGCCACCCCCCUAUCAGCCUGUCCCACAAGCAGAACCUCAGGACAUUCCGGGGGAGGUGGAGGCAGCCCCACCCUGGGAGGCAGAAGGACACCCUCUCCAGACACGGAGGAGACUCCAAAGGGGGCAGCCAUGGCUGGUGGCAGACUCUACUGUCCUCCUCCGGCCCGUGAGGCCCCUCAAUGAAGCAGGGGACCAGCAGAUGCAGUAUUGGCCAUUUGCAACUAGCAACCUUUACAAUUGGAAGUUACAGACAGCUAAAUUUUCUGAAAAGCCUCAAGGUUUAAUUGAUUUGCUAGAGUCUGUUUUGUUCACCCACCAGCCCACUUGGGAUGAUAUUCAGCAGCUUUUGCAGGUCCUAUUCACCACUGAAGAAAGGGACCAGAUCCAGGUUGAAGCCCGCAAGCUGCUCCGUGAGGUGGAUGGGAAUCCUACCACCAAUCAGGCCCUGAUUGAUGAAGCCUUCCCCCUGGUUAGGGAAAAUUGGGACUUCAAUGUGGCUGAAGAACUUCUGGUGGUGGCUGAGAAAGUUUACAAUCACCGAGAGAGUCCCGAAGACAAACAGGCCCGGGUUGCCGCCACUGCCAGCGCCAAGCAGACCCACGACUUUGCCAAGAUUCUCCUGGCCACAUCGACCAGGUCCCCAGGUGAAAGAGAACACCAGCUGCAACACCUAUCUGCUGAACAAGCCUUCCCUUAGCCAAGGAUAGCCAGCCAUUCUUCACCUUUGAAUGGCAAGAUCUGGAGAUUGGCUUCAAUGGAAAACUGACCUGGACUCGCCUGCCUCAGGGAUUCAAAAGCUCACCCACUCUCUUCAAUGAGGCACUUCAUGAAGAUUAGGGUGAGUACAGGCUGGAACGCCCCCAGCUCACCCUAUUGCAGUAUGUAGAUGACAUCCUGAUAGCUGUUGAUGACGUGCUACUAUGUCAGCAAGGAACUAGGGAUUUGUUGGCGACUCUGGGCAGGCUAGGAUAUCGGGCAUCCACUAAGAAGGCACAAAUGUGUCAUCCAAAAAGUGAUUUAUCUAGGGUACAUUCUAAAGGAAGGACAAAGAUGGUGCACAGAUGCCAGGAAAGAAACGGUGCUGAAAAUUCCAGUUCCCAACUCCCGGAGAGCAGUGAGGGAGUUUCUGGGAUCAGCAGGGUUUUGCCGCCUCUGGA
Molecule: messenger RNA, 1504 nt
Organism: Nannospalax galili (Upper Galilee mountains blind mole rat)
Lineage: Eukaryota; Metazoa; Chordata; Mammalia; Rodentia; Spalacidae
Exons: 4
Coding region: 1-1044 (347 amino acids)
Biological process (GO): virion assembly
Source: RefSeq, a predicted model, not a curated record